UCAAAUUUUGUCAGUGGUUUUCACUUCACUCGAAUUUGGGGUCAAAUUUCUUAAAACUAGAAAAUAUUAUUGUAACACAAAUUGAACGGAUUAUUUUUAAUAACAAGGUUUUGCAAAAUUCUAUUAUUUUUCCCGUGGGACACGUGUCAUAACUUUGUAUAUUAGAGUUACAAAUAAGAAUAUCGACGAUGUCAGCUCAACUGGGGAAUAUGCAGCAGAAAAAGUCUGUUCUUAGUGCGUACCUUCUGUGGAUAUUCGGUGGGAUAUACGGAUUGCAUCAUUUUUACUUGGGUAGAGAUUUCCAAGCAUUCGUGUGGUGGACAACUCUUGGCGGUUUCGGAGGGUGGCUGGCUGACGUGGUGAACAUCCCGCGGUAUGUGAGAGACGCUAAUGGAGAGCCAGUCCAUAUGCUGGAGCUCGUGAAGAAAAUGCGACAGUGUAAGAAGCCACCAUUCUCUGUGAACCGUUUCACUGGCAUGCUAGCUGUGGGCUACACUUGGGCUAGCUUGUUGCUGUCCGCCGUGCCAAAUGAUGAGGUCUGGGAUAUCAAUUUCAAGUUUCUCAACUGGCUGGUUCCCCUAGCUGCUGCCCUGGGUGUAUGGGCAGUGGGCAAUAUAGGCCGGGAGAAAGGCGGUCUCAAAUGGCCGCUCCUCGCUGCGUACGCGUCGUACCCCAUCCGCUACUAUUACUAUGACAAGAGCGUGUGGAUAACACUUAUGGUGCUGACAUCCGCGCUGGUGUUCGACUCCUACUCGAAGCAGUGGAGGCGAGACCCACCGAAAAAACGACACGUGGCCAAGCGUCUAGCGGUGCUGGGAGUGUGCGCCACCCUGUAUCUCUCGCUCUGGGCGAGCUCGCUGUACUUCAAUGACACGUUCACGGACGCAGACGGUGUGCGGAUCCCCAUAUACCAGGCUCUGGAACAACUGGUCUACGGCGAGUGGUGGUCCGACGUGCAGCAGUUCGUAUUCGACGUGUACCAGUUCGCGCAGCACCACGGCUGGUACGAGGUGUGGAAGCAGGUCGUCGAACUCUGCGACCCCGAGGACGAGCAAAACGCUUACAAGGUGCUUGGAGUUGGUCCGGACGCGAGCCAGCAGGAGAUAACCAGACGCUGGCGCCGCUUGUCCCGGGAAAACCACCCGGAUAAGGCCAAGUUGGAAGACCGGCGAGCGGCCCAGGAAAAGUUCAUGGAGAUCCAGCAAGCCUAUGAAAUCCUAUCUGUGGGCAAGCACCGUCGGUUUUCUCGCAACAAGAAGGACAACUCCGUACAGGACGGUCCCAUACACAUGUAAACUUGGCCCCAUACCCGUUCAAGCUGGUCCCAAACGCACUAUAAGGUUCAGCGUACGCUGCGGCGCAAGCGAACGGGACAGUGGUCCAUAAAGCCCACCUUAGUCACUAUUCAUCCCCCGAGGGCGUUAUCCCUAAUUAUGCAUUUUGGGUCAUAUGUCUACAGGGGAGAAAAAAAUUAUGUUACCUAAUAAGUCAUUUCCGAUAGUUGCAGUGUCAAAAGAAUAUUGAUGUAGCAGAGGACUUCUAAAUACCCAACUUUUACUUUAAUACAAAAGUUUGGACACGUCCUAUUACACACUUAUUUUUAUUGUAAAAUUACUUGUGAAAAAUUAAACCUGUGUGUGUUUGUGAACGUAGUUUUACGUAAGAAAUCAGAAAUCGAGUGUCGAAAUUUGCAACGAACAAUUAUACGUUUCCAAUAAAUUAGGCGUUUGUCUAGUUUUUGUGGUGCUAAUCAAUACGAAAAAAGCAAAUAAUUGCUCAAAUAUUCAUGUUUACUAUUUUUAUUCAUAACUUUCGAAUCUCAUCAACUGAGUGCGUUUUCAGCUCGUAUUAAAAAAACUGACAUUGAGAUUAGAAAAGGUUCCCAAGUUCAGUCUUAAGCAUUGAUUGACUGUAACUUGAGGACUUGAUCUCAGUUUACUAUUACGACCGUUUAGGAAUAUUUUAGUUUUGUAUAAACAUAUGUAGCGCGGUCAUAGUGAAUCGACUCCGCCCGAUACGGCUUACAAGGGGAGUCCGCCGUUCCCAUACGUCCCCGCUUUGCUUGCGCACCGGUACUUACUAUGAGUAUACAAACAUAUUCUAUACUCUCAUGAGUAUACAAGAUUGAUUAUACUUAUGAUAUAAGCUUGUAUGCUAUAACGUGCCUGGCGACGUCGUAGUGACAACGAUCGGUUGGUUCAUUGUCUCUUGCAGAGAUUUCCACAUACAACUCUACUGCUGCCAACUCAAAUGGCUCCCACGUUAUCUUGAUUUCGGCUGAAUACCUAGUGGGGGGUCUAUUAGUGCUGCUCUUCCUGAUACCGAGUCGCCACUCCAGCACUUUGGUCCCUCAUUUCCUCACACUAUGCAACGUUGAGUUGUCAUUUACUCUGGUUCUUCUACGCCAUUUUUAAUUGAUCGAUCAGAAUUAACCCCUACAGUCAUUAAUAGCCCAUAAAAGUUCAACUAAAGGCGGUUUGUUCUUAAGCACGAUGCUGGGCGCAAUUGGUGAUGAUCGCAGGAGAUACGCUGCUGCCUGUUUUCUGUCUGCUAGAAGAGGAGUAAAAUCGGCGACUCUUGUCAAAGAUCCAAGUAUUUCUAGCCACUAGGUAUAUAUGUAAGUAACGCACAUUUAAAGUGUUUAUAUGAUAUCAAAAGUAUAGUAGGAGUAUAGUAGGUCUUUCCCCCUGCAACAAACUUAGAUAGAUUCCGACCUAUACCUUCCAAUUGGUUGUCAAUCUUUCACCAUUUUUCUCUACGUAUGUAUUAUGUAUUAGUUAUUACGUUUUAUAUAUUUUAUAGAUAAUUAGGGAAUUAUUUGGAAUUUUGGGUGCAAAUUCAUCCUAUUACCCGUUAAACAGAAAUUAAAAGAAGAUCACUUGUCUGUAUUAAUAGUAACACUAACGCCACUGUUUCAAUUAAAGUAUAGUGUCGCUAUCAAAAUAACUGGUUCUUAUCGAGCUCAUAUUAUCAUAGCUGGUAGAUUAUUUAAUGACUUGGGAAAUAUUAAUAAUAAUUAAAAAAAUAUAUAUAUAUGUGUACGCUACUGCCGAACACGACGAAUUAUUAGAAAAUGGCGCCGUUCAGUCGCCAUGUUUGAUUAAUUUAAAAAAUGAUGUUAAGAUUCUAAAUAAGUUUAUUGCUUGGGGGACGACGACGACAUUAAAUCGAAAUAUUUUGGUGGAUGUUUAUUAUUUUGUUAAUUAAAAUGCAUUUAUUAUAGAUUG
Messenger RNA from Pararge aegeria (speckled wood butterfly), 3227 nucleotides. It is a transcript of the gene wus, whose product is annotated as dnaJ homolog subfamily C member 22. The record is from RefSeq and is a predicted model, not a curated record. Gene Ontology annotation, cellular component: early endosome; plasma membrane. The transcript has 6 exons. Lineage: Eukaryota; Metazoa; Arthropoda; Insecta; Lepidoptera; Nymphalidae. Bases 189 to 1295 code for a protein of 368 amino acids. Gene Ontology annotation, biological process: endocytosis.